AUGGCCCUCAACAUCCCACUGGGAUCCGGCGGAGGAGCCCACACGCAGCCCUCGUUGCCUUCGCUGCCGGCACAUCUUCAGUCUGACACUCACAUCACGGCACAUCUCGCCAGCCGCUUUCAUGUGUCAAUUCCGACUGCUCGGCUUUCUUCGCACGCACUGGUGUCUUUAAACACCUAUACAUCGUCGACCAAGGGUGUUGAUGGCGGCAAAGAGGGCAGCGCCAUGGCCGGCGCCGAAGACAUGGCCGACAGGUCGUACAUUCGGCUCGGACACAGGUCUGAGAACCAGGCCAUCGUUUUCCUUGGUGAAUCGGGCUCCGGAAAGACGACGAUUCGAAGCCAUCUCUUGACUGCUCUUCUCAACAAAUCCUCGACGCCGCUGUCCGCAAAGGCUUCCCUCGCUGCCUACGUCUUUGAUACCCUCACGACGACCAAGACAGCAACGACACAUACCGCUUCCAAGUCGGGUCUGUUCUACGAGCUGCAAUACGAUACAGCAUCAACGACCAAUCCCCUUUUGAUUGGUGCUAAGCUGUUGGACCACCGUCUGGAAAGAAGUAGAAUCGCCGAGGUUCCAACAGGAGAGAGAAACUUCCAUGUGCUCUACUACUUGCUGGCUGGAACGAGUGAUGCGGAAAAGUCGCAUCUUGGUAUCGAUACACCUCGCGAUGCUGCCGGCCAGAGGCGAUGGAAGUACUUGGGUCACCCCACGCAGCUCAAAGUUGGCAUCAACGAUGCUGAGGGUUUUCAGCUCUUCAAGAAUGCUCUGCGAAAGCUUGAGUUUCCCCGAAGUGAAAUUGCCGAAAUCUGCCAGAUUCUUGCGUGUAUCCUGCACAUUGGACAACUUGAAUUCGAGACAACCUCAGAUACCACCCCGACGGCCGACGAUAGUGGUGGUUUCUCCCACGAGGGUGGCCAGACAAUAACUGGUGCCAAGAACAAGGAUGUUUUGGGAAUAAUUGCCGCCUUCUUGGGAGUAAGCUCGGCCGACCUGCAAAGCACCAUGGGCUACAAGACCAAGAUGAUUCACCGCGAGAGAGUGACGGUCAUGCUUGACCCCAAGGGAGCUCGUGCAAAUGCAGACGAACUUGCCCGCACACUCUACUCUUUGUUGGUUGCCUAUGUCAUUGAGACCAUUAACCAGAAGAUUUGUGCUCCUGAAGAGUCCAUCUCCAACACCAUUUCUAUUGUGGACUUCCCUGGCUUCUCCCAGCAAUCCUCGACUGGUAAUGCUCUUGACCAGCUCUUGAACAAUGCCGCCGUGGAAUCCCUGUACAACUUUACUUUGCAGAACUUUUUCGAUCGCAAGGCAGACUUGCUUGACACUGAGGAAGUCUCUGUCGCAGCGACGAGCUAUUUCGACAAUUCAGAUGCUGUCAAGUGUCUCUUGAAACCUGGCAAUGGAUUGUUGAGCAUCUUGGAUGACCAGACCAGACGGCAUCGCACUGAUCUCCAGUUCCUCGAGAGUUGCCGCAAGCGAUUCGAUGGCAAGAACCCUGCCAUUCUGGUGGGUUCUGCUCAGGCCAAGCUUCCAGGUAGCAACUUUUUCACGGAGAACACAGCCGCUUCCUUUACAGUUAGGCACUUUGCCGGUGAAGUCGAAUACCCUAUCAAGGGACUCGUCGAAGAGAAUGGCGAGGUCAUCUCUGGUGAUCUGAUGAACCUGGUAAACUCCAGCAAGAAUGACUUUGUCGUCCGUCUGUUUGGCCAGGAAGCUCUCCAGACUGUCAUGCACCCCAAGGAAAAGUCCACCGUCAUGCAGGCAUCUGUGAGCUCCAAGCCCAUGAGACAGCCGAGUGUCAUGUCUCGCAAGGGAGGAAGGGCCGGUCGCGCGAACCGCAUGAGGCAGAGCUCGGUGGACGAUUUUGGCAGUGACGCUGAAUCCCGGCAUGAGGGCAGAGGUUCUGAUUCAAAGAAGAGCAGCCGCCCAUCCGAGCAGGGCGCCUCUGGACAGUUCCUAGCCUCCGUGGACAAUGUGAAGCAAUCUCUUUCAGCGCCAAACACGAACGCAUAUUUCGUAUUCUGUCUCAAGCCAAACGAUCGACGAAUUGCGAACCAAUUCGACAGCAAGUGCGUUCGGACCCAGGUGCAGACCUUUGGAAUAGCCGAGAUUAGCCAGCGUCUUCGAUCUGCCGACUUCAGUCUGUUCCUUCCCUUUGGCGAGUUCCUGGGCCUUGCUGAUGCCGACACCAUUCUGGUCGGCAGUGAACGGGAAAAGGUCGAAAUGGUGGUACAUGACAGACAAUGGCCCAGCAACGAAGUCCAAAUCGGAUCCACUGGCGUGUUCCUCAGUGAAAGAUGCUGGAUGGAAGUUGCCCAGCUCGAGGGUCACUCAGCAUCCGGCCGAUACCCCUCGGACGCCGGUGAUGGCCAGACUCCUUCGCCUGGCGCAUUUGGUGCCUCCAAGGAGCGACUCUUCCACUCUGGAAACACGCCUCUUCUGCACAGCAAGGAGAGAAGUGGCUACUUUGGCGGUGACAGCGAUGCUCGCUCUGACGCUGGAGUCUCGGCUUUCGGAGCUGGUGAUAUGUUUAAAAACCUGGACACCAGAGAGCAAAUGGCGGAGCGUGGCAAUGAAAAGUCCCUCGUUGAAGUCGAAGAAUUCAGGGAUAGUCCAAGCCGAAAGCGCUGGGUGUUUACCACCUAUCUCCUAACGUGGUUCAUCCCAGAUUUCCUCAUUCGAUGGUGCGGCAUGCCCCGAAAGGAUGUCCGCAUGGCUUGGAGGGAGAAGCUUGCCAUUAACAUUAUCAUCUGGUUCAGUUGUUUGGUGGCAGUCUUUUUCAUUAUCAUCUUCCCUAUGCUUAUCUGUCCCAAGCAGUAUGUCUUCAGCACAGAAGAAUUGUCGUCUUACAAUGGCAAGUCUGGGUCGGAUGGCUCCUACAUCGCUAUCCGCGGCCAGGUCUUUGAUCUUGAGGCAUAUCUCCCCUCGCAUUAUCCACCGUACAUUACUGAGAAAACCAUUACUCAGUACGCCGGCUCGGAUGCCAGUGACCUGUUCCCGGUUCAGAUCUCAGCCUUGUGUCAAGGAACCACUGGCUCGGUCGAUCCAUCGGUCAGUUUCGGCAAUAGCACGAACUAUUACGCACAAUACCACGACUUCCGCUACAACACAGAUCUCUACCAACCUGACUGGUUCUACGAGAAGAUGGUCGAGCUCAAGGCCAGUUACAAAAAGGGCAACAUUGGCUAUUCUGCCGAAUACGUCUCAACUUUGGCGGGCAAGAGCAAUUACAUUGCAAUGCUAAAUGGCCGUGUCUACGAUAUGACAGACUAUAUACGCGGCAGUGUCAGCCUCCAGACUCCAAAGGGUGUAAAUGCCUCGAGUGAUUCAUCUCUGCUAGAUUUCAUGGACGAUCUCGUGGUUACUCUCUUCCAAUUGAAGUCGGGCACAGAUGUUACCAAGCUUUGGGACUCACUGGAUCUUCAAACGGACGAGCGCAAACGCCAACAGCUUUGUUUAGACAAUCUGUUCUAUGUUGGAGACGUUGAUACCAGAAAUUCAGCUCGCUGUCAGUUUGCCGAGUACCUGGUUUUGGCCAUCUCUAUCAUUCUAUGCUGUAUCAUUGGUUUCAAGUUCUUUGCUGCUCUGCACUUUGGUGGCAAAAAUAUGCCAGAGAACCUAGACAAGUUCAUCAUGUGUCAGAUCCCGGCUUAUACAGAAGAUGAAGAUUCGCUUCGUCGUGCCAUUGACUCCGCCGCACGCAUGCACUAUGAUGACAAGCGAAAGCUGCUCGUCAUUGUCUGUGAUGGUAUGAUUAUUGGUCAAGGUAACGAUCGACCCACGCCUCGCAUUGUUCUCGACAUUUUGGGCGUUUCGGAGACUGUCGACCCAGAACCUCUCAGCUUCGAAUCGCUCGGUGAAGGUCUCAAGCAGCAUAACAUGGGCAAGGUCUACUCUGGCUUGUACGAAGUCCAAGGUCACAUUGUGCCUUUCCUCGUCGUUGUCAAGGUCGGAAAGCCAUCCGAGGUUUCGCGUCCUGGAAACCGUGGCAAGCGUGACUCGCAGAUGAUCAUCAUGCGUUUCCUCAACCGCGUCCACUAUAAUCUGGCUAUGAGUCCUCUGGAGCUCGAGAUUUAUCACCAGAUCCGAAACAUUAUCGGCGUCAACCCGACAUUCUAUGAGUUUAUGCUGCAAAUCGACGCUGAUACCGUUGUCGCACCCGACUCCGCAACUCGCUUUGUCGCCGCCUUCCUGGAUGAUACGAGAUUGAUUGCCUGCUGUGGUGAAACCGCCCUGACCAACGCCAAGGCAUCAUACAUUACGAUGAUUCAGGUGUACGAAUACUUCAUCUCACACAACCUUGCCAAGGCCUUUGAAAGCUUGUUUGGUAGUGUCACUUGUUUGCCUGGUUGUUUCUCCAUGUACCGUAUUCGUGCCGCCGAGACCGGAAAGCCUCUCUUUGUGAGCAAGGACGUUGUCGAAAACUACGCCACAAUCCGUGUCGAUACUCUGCACAUGAAGAACUUGCUCCACCUGGGUGAGGAUCGAUACCUGACCACGCUUCUCCUCAAGUUCCACAGCAAGUUCAAGACAAAGUACAUCAGCCGAGCCCACGCCUGGACUAUUGCGCCCGACACUUGGCAAGUCUUCCUUUCUCAACGUCGACGAUGGAUCAACUCUACGGUGCACAAUCUGAUGGAGCUUAUGCCCAUGGCUCAGCUCUGUGGUUUCUGCUGCUUUAGUAUGCGUUUCAUCGUUUUCGUCGAUCUCAUGUCCACUGUUGUCCAGCCUGUUACGGUUGCCUACAUUGUAUAUCUCAUCGUUGAGGUGGCUACCAAGUCAACUGUGAUUCCGCUGACUGCUUUUAUCAUGCUGGGUGCCAUUUAUGGUCUCCAAGCCCUAAUCUUCAUCUUCCGCCGAAAGUGGGAAAUGAUUGGAUGGAUGAUUCUGUACAUCCUUGCCAUUCCCGUCUUUUCCUUUGGUCUGCCGCUGUACGCCUUUUGGCACAUGGACGACUUUAACUGGGGUAACACACGUGUCGUUGCUGGCGAAAGAGGCAAGAAGGUUGUUGUCACAGACGAAGGCAAAUUCGACCCAGCCUCCAUCCCUCGCAAGAAGUGGGAGGAAUACCAGGCCGAGCUCUGGGACGCCCAGACUGCCCACGACGACACCCGCUCCGAGGUCUCGGGCUACAGCUACGCCACCAAGCAAGGUGCUGCUGUCACGGAGUUCUACGCUGGUAGUCGCAAUGGCUCGACGCACGGUCUCAUUCCUCCCUACAACAUGGCGGGUGCUGGGCACAUGUCUCGCAUGUCGCUUGCGCCGUCUGAGAUGAUGGGCAACCGUAUGAGUCAAUAUGGUGGUUCGCAAUUCUUCAACAACCCACAAGAGAUGGAAAUGUCCAACCUGGCCGGCGUGCCAAGUGACGAUGCUUUGUUGGCCGAGAUUCGUGAGAUUCUGCGCACAGCUGACUUGAUGACCGUCACCAAGAAGGGCAUUAAGCAAGAGCUCGAGAGACGCUUCAAUGUUCCUCUCGAAUCGAGAAGGGCAUACAUCAACAAUGCUACCGAAGCUCUGCUAUCUGGUCAAUUGUAA
Messenger RNA from Pestalotiopsis fici W106-1, 5538 nucleotides. RefSeq lists its product as uncharacterized. Bases 1 to 5538 code for a protein of 1845 amino acids. The record is from RefSeq and is a predicted model, not a curated record. Gene Ontology annotation, cellular component: cell periphery; cell septum; myosin complex. The transcript is spliced from 3 exons. Gene Ontology annotation, molecular function: cytoskeletal motor activity; chitin synthase activity; ATP binding. Lineage: Eukaryota; Fungi; Ascomycota; Sordariomycetes; Amphisphaeriales; Sporocadaceae.